AUGCUCGCUCGCUCCGCCGCGCUGCCCUCUCUCCGCAGCAGCAGCAACACCAGCUUCGUCUCCGCGGUUCACCGCGCGUCGCGUUCCACCGCCGCUCUUCCCCCGCGGCCCCCGCUUCCCGCUCUUCCGCCUUCCUCGGUUGUACUCCCCACCGCUCUCUCACUGCUCGGUUCCGCGGCGGCGCGGUCACACCCUGCGACGCCUGCGAUCGCAUUUUCCGCCGCCGUCCGCCAGUUUCGUCGCUCAGCGUCGCAGAGCGUGCGUGCGAUGGCGUCUGGCGACGAAUCCGCGGGGCUGGUGGCGACCCACGGCGAGGACAGCUGCAUCUUCUGCAAGAUUGUGGACGGCAAGAUCCCGUCGCACAAGGUGUGGGAGACGGAGCACGCACUCGCCAUCCUGGACGCCUUCCCCAUGGCGCGCGGCCACACGCUCAUCAUCCCCAAGAAGCACAUAUCCCCCUCCGCCAUCCCUCCGCCAUUCCUCCGCCAUCCCUCUCGUCAUCCGGCCGCCAUCCCUCCGCCAUCCCUCCGCCAUCCUUCCUCCAUCCGUCCGCCAUCUCUCCGCCAUCUCUUAACCAUCCCUCUGCCAUUCCCCUCCCGGCUUGUUGAUAUGCCGGAGGAGGAGAGUGUGCAGCUGCUGAAGCUGCUGCCAGCGGUGUCCAAGGCCGUGCGCACCGCCACAGGCGCAGAGGGCGUCAACAUCUUCCAGAACAACGGGGGGCCGGCAGGGCAGGUGGUCUUCCACGUGCACGUGCAUGUGCUGCCACGCACCGAAGCAGACGGGCUGCUAUCGUUUGGCAAGAGCGGGCCCAUGAUUGCAGCAGAGGAGGCCAAGGAGAUCAAGGAGGCCAUAGCUGCUGCUCUCCCUUCCAACCAGUGA
This is a messenger RNA of Closterium sp. Naga37s-1, 879 nucleotides long. The record is from the annotation of a GenBank genome assembly. NCBI's taxonomy places the organism in Eukaryota, Viridiplantae, Streptophyta, Zygnematophyceae, Desmidiales, Closteriaceae.